This is a messenger RNA of Pararge aegeria (speckled wood butterfly), 13210 nucleotides long. RefSeq names its product FERM, ARHGEF and pleckstrin domain-containing protein 1 (gene Cdep). Bases 341 to 13168 code for a protein of 4275 amino acids. The transcript is spliced from 15 exons. Gene Ontology annotation, molecular function: cytoskeletal protein binding; guanyl-nucleotide exchange factor activity. NCBI's taxonomy places the organism in Eukaryota, Metazoa, Arthropoda, Insecta, Lepidoptera, Nymphalidae. The record is from RefSeq and is a predicted model, not a curated record. Gene Ontology annotation, cellular component: cytoskeleton.
CUUGCUUGGGUGUGUAAAGUGAUUUUCGUUUUUUAUAGUGUUAUUAGUGAGAGAGUUAUUUUCAAACCGUUUCGUAAAGUUGAAAGUUAAUAUAACUUAACGAUAGCUUAACACAGUGGUAGUUAGUAAUAAAGUGGUGGUGCAUCACAUGACAGAUCAAUGACUCCCAGUGGUGGUUGACAGAAAUGAACUCUGGAGUUGGGACAUGAAUGCGCUGUGAUUUGUCGAUCCUCUCGUUUAUCAGCGAGUGUUAGAGAUUAUACGGAGCGGCAGGCGUGUGUUAAAUGUGUAGUGUAGUGACAAUGGGGUUUGAAGUAGUGUGCGAGUGUGCAACGUCAAUAUGAUGGAGACAGAGCUCCCGCCCGGCAGCUGCAAUUCCACCGGCCACCUGUCCACCAUUGGAUGGAAUAUACCAGGUCGCAUGCACCACUCGGCGAGCACGCCGGCGGGCGUGGACGGCGGCGCGCGCACGCCCCCCGCCACGCCCAAGAAGGGCGGCAAAAUGCUCGCCGUACGCGUGCAGAUGCUGGACGACUCCAUCUCCAUGUUCCAGAUACAGUCAAAGGCGCUCGGUCGUGUGUUAUUCGAUCAAGUCUGUCGCCAGCUACAUCUACUAGAAGCUGAUUACUUCGGACUCGAAUAUCAAGAUGCUAACGGAACUAAGUACUGGUUGGACGUCGAGAAACCGAUGUGCCGUCAAGUUGGUCUGUCUAUGCUGGAGCCAACGCUGAGGUUCUGCGUCAAGUUCUACACGCCGGAUCCCGCGCGGCUCGAAGAGGAGUUCACGCGGUACCUAUUCUGUCUGCAAGUGAAGAGGGAUCUAGCGCAGGGCUGCAUACAAUGCAACGAAAAUACAGCUGCUUUGAUAGCAAGUUAUAUUGUACAAGCGGAAUGCGGCGACUUCGUGCCGGAAGACUAUCCAGACCACACGUACCUCAGCGGAUACAAGUUCUUCCCCGGCCAGGACUUGGAAUCCGAACGGCGGAUAAUGGAGAACCAUAAAAAGCACAUCGGUCAAAGCCCAGCGGAGGCGGAUUUAAAUUUACUAGAAACUGCUAGAAGAUGCGAGCUAUAUGGUGUAAAAAUGCACGCGGCAAAGGACCACGAAGGCGUGCCGUUAAACCUGGCAGUAGCUCACAUGGGCAUCGUAGUGUUCCAGCACUUCACCAAAAUCAACACGUUCAGCUGGGCGAAGAUAAGGAAGAUAUCUUUUAAGAGGAAACGGUUCCUCAUCAAACUGCACUCGGAGGGAUAUGCUCACUUUCGCGACGUGGUGGAGUUCUUCUUCGAAGGUCGCAACGAGUGCAAGAACUUCUGGAAGAAGUGCGUAGAGAACCACGGGUUCUUCCGAUGCACCAGUGUGCCGCGUCUGCCGCGACACAAGACCAGGGUCAUGUCCCGCGGGUCCUCGUUCAGGUAUAGCGGAAAAACUCAGAAACAGAUUGUCGAGUUCGUCAGAGACAAUUAUGUGAAGCGGCAGACAUUCCAAAGGUCGGGCUCGUUCCGCGCCUCGCGCUCUGCGGGCUCCUCGCGCGGCAACGUGUCCGCGCCCGCGCUCAACGCCAGCGUGUCCGCGCACCCGCUGCUUCCGCUGCCGCCGGGCUCCGACGCGAUUUCCCUGGAGUGGGACAAGCAACCUCACUACCUGGAGGCCUCUCUGAUGAUGAAGGGAUACUCGGCGGAGGAGGCGCGUGCGGCGGCGCGCCGCGCCAGCGCUCGCCCACCCCCACCAGCUACCGCCUACGCCUCCACGAGGGACAAGGCGGGUCCAGAGGUGGUGACACAUGCGGAGGUCAAUCAUCAUCCUACGGAGGAUUCGCCUCUGCCUCCUCAGACGACGACACCGUUGACAUCGCCGUGCUGGAUAGUUGCGGAGGACAGUGGGCGCGCGCGCGCUCCCACUCCGCCGCCUCGUGCGUCGCGCCCGCGCACGCCAGGUCAGACGCACACCGCCACCUGCACCCACACCCACACCAACACCCGCACUCUCACCCACACCCACACACCCACUGCCACGCGCCCCGACGCAGACUUCCCGCCCCUUAGCUCCUCCGAGCGCCUCGAGUACGAGCUCUCGCAGACCAACAUCUACUCCGCUGCCUCCACGCGAUCCUCACGCUCUGGCGGCUCGCUCGUGCUCGACGAACUGGACGAGCGCGACACACCUCCGUCACCGUCACCGCGCCCGCGUCCGCGCCCGCGUCGCACGUUGUGGCGCCGCAGCGCCUCGUGCCGCAACCUGCGCGAGUUCAGCUUCGACGAGGCCGGACGCGGAAAGCGGCGUCCCGACACGCGCUCUAUGCUAGCCGAUCUCGACGCGUACUGCACUCUAGCGCGCCGUGUCGACUCGCCCGUCACGCGCUACGACGACGCGCGUACGCUCGCUUUCGUACUGGCCGCUGGAGGCUCGCUCGACGCGCAGCGCGAAAUGAUCGGUCGCACCUACUCGUCCAGCUUCCCCGGCGCCGUCAGCGAACCGCGCCUCGACCUGCCUACUUUCGCCCGCAGCGGCUCGCAGGACGAUAUAUCGCACGACAGCUACGAGCUGAUCGAGCGCUCGGACGACGAGUGCUCGGAAAGGCGUCGCUACGCUCGGGUGCGCACACGAUCGCUAAUCGCGCGUACGCGCUCGUGCUCGCUCGACUCUGGCAACGACUUGCCAUCCGACGACGAUCAGUCCCUCUCACAUCUCUCCGAGGCCGAGGACCGAGAAGAGAUAUUGAAUAUUACUGGCCUUAAGUAUAAGAGUGACAACGACUUACCGUUGGAUCCCUUCCUUGUUGACGACCCGAGAGUACUCCCGCGGGAGAAGCUGUCAGUUCGCUCAGACGGAAAUUUCUACAAGGAGAUUAAACGUACUCUCGGUUCUCGUACCUCCAGUCAGGAGUCCAAAAGUGAUAUUUAUGAUUCUAAAUUGUCAAAGAGUAGCGCCGAGUCGAGUAAAAAAUCACGAGACAGCGUUUACCACACUGAUAGUAAAAAAUCUCGUGAGACACUUAAAAGUAAAAGUUCUGAUAGGUCGGGUUCUAGAACAUCUAGUCAAGAUUCCAAAUCUGAUUAUUACGAUUGUAAAAAGAAUUUGUAUGAGUCCGAAGACUUACACAUUAGGCGUCGCAGUAGUAUUCAGAGUGCUUACAUUGACCCCUUCGAACCGAUAUCUCCUUCAUCCAGUCCCGAUUCUGAAAAAGACUUUUACGACACCCAGUCUACUUUUAUAGGUAUGGAAAAACCAGAAUAUAGAGAAAAAACACUUUUUGAUAAGUCGCAUGAGGAUCUUAUUGCAAAUUUAGCUACCUCCCCUAAUUACUAUCACAUUCCAACACCAUACUCGACAUUUCCGUGUAAUAACAAGCAUAAAGAAUCUAAUGCAUUGCAUUCUUCGAGCUUACAAAAUGUUGAACUCGAUCAAUAUACUCAGUAUUUAGACUUGAGUCCCAUGAAAAAACCGGAUGAAUUCUCGACAGAGGAAGAAGAUAUGCUUCCGCGCACAACUCAUAUAUGGCCUGAGAAAAUCGCUGGCCUGGAAACAGAAAUUGAUAAUAACAGAUCCGUUAAAAUGCAUAACUACCAACGGCGUAGAUCAUCAGAAACUGUUUUUAGUUUUGACAAAGAUAAAAUAGAAUCACUAACUCGAUCAACUAGUAAAGAAAAUCCGCCAUCGCAUCUUGUCAAAGAAUCGUCGAAUGAGUCAGAUGUCAACGUCCGAAUAUUGCCAGCGAUGGACAGUAUUGAGUAUGCCAAGAAUAGAGCUAAAGCCGCCGCUAUUCAAUCUGGUGCAUCCUCAAUUCUUCAGUCCGAGUUUGACAAAUCUAUGCGCGGAAAAGUACACACACAUAUUAUUCGGAAGGAAAAUUUGAAAGAGGAACUUAUGGCUAAGACUCACUUUGAUGAGUAUAACCCUAAACUUAUACUUGAUACCAGUUCUAGUAGUAGACUCGCUGAUACUGCGGUGCCGUAUAUUCACCCAACAGUGGAAAGAACAAAAAGUGAUCCUAAUAGUUUGGCUAAUAGACCACGAUUUAGUAGUGUAAACUCAAGAAGACAUGUGCUUAUGCAUCAAAAAUCUAUCGAUUUAACACCAGCUGAAUCCAGUGAUGAAGAUUACAUGUUCCGACAAAUUCCAAGUGCUCCACCUAUUGCAACUAAGCGAUCGCACUUUGAAUUGCCCGUUAGACACUCUGACGUUGUGAGACCACUAUUUGAUUUGCCUCAAAAUUAUUUUAAAGAAUUUGAUGCAUUCAAAGCUGGCUUUAAUGACACUAAAAAAUCUAUUGAAGAUAGCUAUGAUAUUCCUUACGUUUUGCAUAAAAGACAUGUGAUGAAUGGAACUGCACCAUCACCUCAUGAAGAUAAGAGACAGCCACCGGAUAUUAUUACAUUGCCACCGCAAAACGGUCGUCAUGUUGUAAACGCUCACACAAGAUGUAAAUAUCACGAUCACCCUAAAUCUCCCCGUUCUCCGAAAUCUCCUAAGUCACCAAAGUCACCUAAAUCACCAAAGUCGCCUAAAUCCCCGAAAUCCCCAAAGUCACCUAAGUCUCCAAAAUCACCUAGAAAUAGUAUCCAAACAGAACAUGUAUCAAAGUAUUUGGAAGUUGAAAAUCGCGACUUUUUGUUUACGCAAAAUAUUGAUUUAUCAAAAGUGGAUCCUGUCACUCUAGAAAUAAAUAAAAGUGGACAAUUACAACAUCUGCCAAGCCCAAAAAGAGACAUAACAAAAAGUUUAGAUUCUGCUUUGCUGGAGACCUUAAAUUCUAAACUGAGUCAAAUAGAAAGUGAUUCGGCUACGAGUUCGAAAACGGAUAGUAUGAGACAAGAACCACACUAUCCACAUGACAUUAAAUUUGCCAUAAAUGGAAGAAAUGUUCAACAACCACCUAUUUGUAAGGAUCCCAAGCCGCUUACUGCAGCUGAAAAGCUACGUGCCGACAUUAAGUCAAAAUCAGAGAAAUUGCCUUCUAAAAGAAUGCCUAAAGGGCGCGGUACUGCUAAAAAAGGCGUCGGUGUCAAAGUUAAAAAUAAAAGUAACAACAAGAUUAGAAUAACUUCGUUUUCAUCGGACGACGAAAGUGUAGAUUCUGAUGAUGUUUUUGGCACUACAGAAGCUGCACCAAAAUUGGAAUUUUCACCACCACAAUCUCGUAAAGACUUGGAACCUAUACUUCAACAUGAAUAUGAUAAAAUUACAUCUGGUGCUUGGCACAGAGGGCAAACUAUGAGCUCAACAGAAAUAGAGGGAUCACCACCACAAUGCCGUAAAUUAGCUGAACUAGAAGCAAAGUAUAACCCACAGAUUAUUGAAAGUGUGAUUGGAAAUGCUACAGAAUUAAGGCGAAUUUCUGAGCGAUCUAUUUCCAUUCCAAGUUCAGAAGAUGACAUUAUUCCUAAAGCGGUAGAAAUAAAACAAGUUAGCAAAGAAAGUUCAACUUGGGAAUACACUGAAAAUAUUCCUUCGCCUAUAUUAGAAAGUACGGAAUUUUUAAAAUCUGACGAUGAGCAACUUAUUGAUAUGGAGAUUCAAAAAGUCACAGGGAUAUUUACCACAUCAGAAGAGAAAAAUGAUGUUAUGCAGGUUGAUAAGAAAGACUGUAUAAAACUUGAUAUAAAAAAGAGUUUGCGGGAUGAAUUAAUUUCACCAAUGCUUCGAAAAACAGGAGGAACUCCGAUUCUUUUCGCUCAUGCUAGGUUGAAUCUCUCUGAAGGCUCAGUAUUUUCUCUACAGCGUCAGAAAGCUCAAGAGUCUCCUACAUCUAGCCGUAGGGCUAAAAGCUUAGACACGCCAGUAAUUCAAUUACAUAGAUUGCCUCCAAUGAAUGCUUUUUCGUCAAAAGAUGAUACCGUCGAGGAUAUAAAUGAGGAAGGCGUUAUCAUGGAAGAGAAGCCGUUAAUAGAUGAUAAGCCUCUAAAAAUUGGUAUUUCAAAGAAAGAGAUCAUUGAUAAAAUUGAGGAAGUAGAAGAAGAGCAUGCCGUCGAAUCGUCUGUCUUGCCAAAAGCUGUUCAGAUUGAUAAUGAAGAAAUGAAACUUUUAGAAGAUUUAGUUGAGCAACGAAGACCUCGAUCAUUUAAGCGGCAAUACGAUAUAAGUAAAAUAAUAUCGAAAGCAAAAUCACCGUCUAGGUCUCCUAUUAACCGGUCACCAUUAUCUCGUUCACCGUUAUCAAAGUCACCUUCGAGAUCACCAACUUCUUCGCUUAAUUCACCGAGGGGCAGUAUUCGUAAAUUAUCAGAUUUAAGUGAAGAUCAAAUAGUACCUGACAUUGAAAGAAUUAAAAGAAAAGAUAAGAAAAAAUUAACACUAAAACCAAAACCUGAUGAUAAACAAAAAACUAGCAAGUUAAAUAAAGCUGGAUCACUAGAUACUAACGCUACAAAAGUAAAGGCUCUUCAAACUCAAAAGUCAUUGCCGUCUUCACUUAAAGAACGUCCCGAUUUCUUGACUGUGCCACCUUUAGAUAUAGCUAGAGCUAAAAGUCAAGAAUUGGAUCAAGCUGUAAAAAGGGUUUCCAAAGAAAAAUCGAAAUCGUUGGAAAAAAUGGAAGUUAAGCGUCCUGGUAGUAAGGAAAGAACUAAAUCUCAAGAAGAUAGUGAUACAGAAAUUGCAAAACGUAAAGAGAAGCAACAAAUGCUCUUCGAAGCUGCACUUAAACAGACGAAAACUCUUAUAAGCCCCGUUAAGGACACAUUACCACCAUUCCCUCCACCUGAAGAUAAAAUUGUAGUUAAGACAGAAGGAGACAAAAUAAUUAUUGAAACGAAAAUUAACAGUAAGGCUGAAGAUCAUGUAUUUAUAGCGAAAUCGCCGAAAAAACUUGAUAAUAAACUUGCAGGCAAGAUAAGCAGGAGCUUCGAAGAUCAAAAGUCAACAAAGAAUAACAAUAAAAUUAAUAAAAGUAUGGAUGAUAAGUCUAGUCAAUCGCUGGAAGAUAAAUUUGAUGAGUUGGCAAGUUUGCAAAAAUCUCCUAAAACUUUGUCAAAGAAGCAAGAAAUAAAGCAACAAAUCGAGGGUAAGGUAGUUUACCAGAAAGUUCAUCCAAGUGUUAAAUCAAAAAGUUUGGAUAGAAAAGUAGAUCCUUACUUAGAAGCGAAGGUGAAAUCCAAAAGUUUGGACAGAAAUUAUGUAACUCCUGCAUCUGCAUUAGAACAGACUUCUGAUAAACAUUUUAAAUUAGAAGUUGUGACGGUUGACGUCCAUCCAACUGUGAAUGAAGAAAAGGAUCUUGUUGAUCCUGAACUCGAAACUAGGGAAGUAUCUCCUACAAACAGUUAUAAAGACAAAACGGAAGAGGAUUCUUCUAUUGAAUGGAUAACUAGCUCCCAACAUACCGUCAUAGAAAAUGAUACUCAGACAGUUAUCAUGGAACGAAGAAAAAUAGAAAUAUAUAAUAAACAACGACAGUCGGAGCUUCGUGAAAGUAAGAGUAGUCAAGAUUUGCAAAAAAUGUCAGACGAUAAGAAGCCUGAAGUAACACGUUUACUAAGUGAAGAAGAGUCAAUUACUGAAAUAAGCGAAUUAAAAAUGUCCGAUGAAAGCAAUAUGUUGGGUAUAUUAUUGCCUUACAUAGAUGCCGAUAGCUCAUCUGAUCAAGAUCAGACAUCAAAAAAAGAAAAGUUGUCUAAAUUGCACCUUAAGGUAAGUGACGAUACUGUGUCAGGGAUGACUGAGCAUUGUGAUGAGCUCACAGUCGAUACAGAUCUACCACUUUCGGAUGCACCUAUAAGCAAAAAACAUGUGGAAGCGCAAAGUACUUUCGAAGAGUCCUCUGCUAGUCUAGCCGAAUUUUUAAGACAUGAAUCUAUGUCACAGUUAUUAAUCGAAAGUGAAUCAGAAUGUGAAGUAAAAAUGAAAGAAUUAUCAAAAUCGGUUGAUCUGGGAUUGAAAUUUAAAAAUAAAAAUAAAAUUAUUGUGACACCCCCACAAGAAAAUAGUCCGACUAUUGAAAAUAUUCCAUUUAUUGAUCCUGUUUCAAAGUCAAUGCAUAAAUCCGAAUCUGGAGAUCAUACGGGUAGUUCUGGUAGUGCAAACGAUGUAUCACCUACAGAUCCAAAGAAUGAACAAAAAACACUUUUAACUACUAAAUCUAGACGCGGCGAACUGCUCAAGUUGAGUGCCGAGCGCUCGCGAAGUUCGGAGUCUACUUCUUGGACAAGUAUAGAAAAGGAUGUAAGUCCUUCAAGUGCCAAUAUUAAAGGAAGCUCAAUCGAUGAUGAAUCUAGCGUGAGCUGUUCAAUUGCGAGACCUUUAGGAAUAUCCCAAGAUAUUGAAAAACUAAAUAAAAAAGAUAGAGAAUGCCUUGAAGAACUUAAACAAGCUAUGGAAUAUGGUGAAGAACAUUUGUUGUCUCAGCAUACGUUAUCAAGCGAACAUUCAAAAUCAAAUUCCAAAUCCCCAUCCCCCAUUCCUGAAAUAGGUCGUAUUGAAAGCCCAAGAAGUCCUUCAAAAUACGGCACAAGGAAAUCACCUACCCCAACAUUAGAAAAACAGGGGCAGGUAGAUUCACAAAAAGCCCCCUCCGAUUCAGAUUCCAGUUCUGAGAGUAUUCAUAAGACUGUAGAACAAUUAUCGAAGCCAAAUCAGAGAAAGAGUGCUUUAGAUAAAAUAGGAAAAUGUGUUGUUGAAGAGUCUGAAUCAAGCCAUUCAGCAGCAUCUAAAGCAUCUGACAUAAAAAAAGAAUUACAAAAAACUGUAAAGAAAACCAAGAUUGCUAUUACAAUAUCUCAAGAAGACCAAAAUAUGACAGUUGAUUUUGAUGAUGAUGGUAACGUUAUAACCAAAUCUUUUGAACGGGAGUUAAUGAAGAAGAGAGCUUUGAAAGACACUGACCAAAAAAGUUCGUCAAAGUCAAGUAUGGAUACUACAACUACAACUACGCCGUCAAAAGGAUCACUCAGCGUUGAUGACUCAUCUUCGCGACGAAAAGGGCGGUUGCUUGAUGAUCAAAAAAGUUCAUCAAAAUCGAGCAUGGAUUCAAGAGGAUCUCUUAGCGUAGAAUCAAGAGGUUCUUUUGAGACCACUGAGUCUACGUCGGGAUCUCUAGGCGAAGCAUACCGCCGUGGCGAAGAAUUAAAGCCAACUUGGCGACCAUUUUUCGGAGCCUCGGGUAGUGAAAAUAGUACAAGUAUAGAAGAGGCUUGGAUUCCUCAGGAUCAUGAAGGUUAUGAAAGUUUAAACGUGAACAAAGAUGUUUUUGAAUAUAAUAAUCAAAGAAUGUUAGAUGAUUUUCAUUCAUUUUCUAAAAAUCCACCCCUUUCUUCAAAUACAUCGAAAGAUUCUACAGAAGCCGAUUUCACGGAUGAUUUGAAUGAUUUUCCUGUUAAUUUCCUGUAUCCUGCUACAUCGUCUACGUCGACACCUGAUGUUGUUAUUGGCUAUGGACAAAACUUUGGGCGUACCUUGUCGCGAAUCUCAGAGCGUAGUACGGCCUCGGAAAAAACGAGCGCAGAUGAAGAUUCUACUAAAGCUUGUUCACGAUCUGAGAGUAUAAAUGAGGAAUCUUUAAAUUCUAGUGAUCAUCAAGCAAGUCUUAGUUCCGAUCCUCCAAGUAAUGCCAAUGUUGCGUAUAUAUCUGAUACAGAUCGAAGGACGUCAGCGGAGAUGCCUGAUAUUCCUAUCGAUCAAACAAAAAUCAGUGAGAUGUAUUCAGAGUCCAAAAAAGAAAUAGAUAAGCUAAAUGGUAAAAAGGGGGAUGAAUCUAAGAAGAGUGAAGGCAGCCAUCCUUUAGCUCCCUUAAAACAGUCAUCAGCAAGUGAAAGUCAAGAUUCUGAGGAUUGGCCAUUGCCGGAGUUACCACCCACAGUUGCGCCCAAAUCAAUAAUGCCCGAAGUAACGAGGCAAAAAUCUAGUGAAUAUGAUGAAUUGAGUUCUUUAGUUUCUGAGACUUUAGAAACGCAUAUAGUUGAAAAAGUCCAUAUUUACUAUAUGAGCAACGAACCAGAACAAGCUAUGAAAGUUACGAUUCAAUCGGAAAGCUCUAAAGGUCAUGUUGGAUCAGAUGAUGACAGUGACACUUUAAAUAAUGAUGAAGAUUUAGAGCGAGAUGUCCAAGAAUCAAAAUCGGAAAAAUCUACGGAACAAACUUCAGGAGAUUUACAGGUAAAAUCUAAACCCAUACCUUAUGAGAAAUCCAGUUAUAUGGUUGAGCCUUUAGAUAAUCAUGACGAAUUUACAUGUAUUAACAAAGGUGUCGUUCCUAACUAUGACAAAUCAUGUUUAAGUGGUACUAUAAGCAAAGCUUCAUGUCUAAUGGGUGAUAUGGGUUCUUGUUGUACGCGGUCUGAAAAUAAAUCAUUUAGUGUCAAAAGUAAUUUAGAAGAGAAAGUUAUAAUAAGUCAGCCUCAAAAGUCCCCAACAAACCUUAGUCCGAUAUAUGAUGAAGAUCAUUUAUAUACCGACGAUGUAUUUGGCGGUGCCGAUAGUAAGUCUCUGUCUCCUGAUUUUGAUAAAGGGCUGUCACAAAUAGGUACUCACAAAUUUUCGUUUGGCUCUAAUAACUCUGACACAAGUAUUGAUGAUAUGCUCUCACAAACAAAUAUGGAAGAAACUGUUAGAGCCGUGGCUAAACUCAGCGUUGGAAGUUCAGGGACAUGUAAAAGAUGUAGUCAUAGUAGCCAUUCGGAGGAAGAAACAAGUUCCUUUGGCACUGAUUUGGAUGGUACUGUUAAAAUAGGCCUCCCGCAAAAGAAAUGCACUCAUAGCUCUCACUCUGAAGACACAUCAAUUUGUUUAAGUAUUUCUGAAUGGUCAACAGGAACCAAUACAGUUCGACAAUAUGCUAAUCUUUCUGCUUCAGAAAGUAUAUCAGCUGUAUCCAUUCCAAAGAGUGAAAAGUCUGAAAAGGCUGCAACCAAGAAAUAUUCUGCUUCGCAAACGAGUAAAAAAUCAGAACCCAUACCAAAAAUAAGCUCUCAAGCAGAAGCAAGUUCUAAAAGUAGCAGUCUAGAUAAGAGUUCUGAGAAUAUUAAAUAUGACAAAUUGUGUAGUUCAGAUACAACAGUCUCUAGAAAAGGGGUUGACAGCAGUUCGGGGACAAAAAGUGAUAGUACACUUACGUUGGCUCAGUCUAUAUCUGACUGGUCGGCGAGCACAAGUCAUACUCUCAUUGCUACGGCGCGGGAAGAUCAACCAGAUCAAGAUAAUACAAAAUCUGACAAAACUAUUGUAACCGAGCCGUCUCCUGUUGAAGAUAAAGAGGAUACCGAAUUGAAUACUGAAACGGUUUUAAUGCCAUCCAAAGACACCAAUGAUUCUAAUGAACCAGUAUUAAGACUGACAGCUCCGUACACAGGAAAAACGGACAAAUCUUCUUCAAUAAGCUAUAGUGACAAAUCUGAUAAAUCAAGUUCCAGUUCUCUAAGUAGUUUACAAAAACAUACUAAUGGAGUUCUUAGAUUUGAUCAAAGGCUUAAAGGAUUUUCUGCUUCACAAGAUUUAUCACAGGAAAGGUACUCGAAAGCGCCUCCUAAAAGUUACAGUUACGAAGAAGAAUCGCGCAAAUAUGUAAGACCGGCGUUAAGAUGCCAGAGUGAAGAGAUUGGGUAUGAUAAAGCGUACUUCUUUGGUCCUCAACCUGAAAUAGAUAUAGAUAUACCGUCUCAAUUAUAUAGUCAAGAAGAAAAGCAUAGUGAACGUUACCAGAGUCAAGAAUUUUCUAAUAUUAUUCGAGAUGAAUCUAGCAGUCAAUUUGUAAGGUCUGACUAUAAACCUCUGGCAAAGCAUGCUAGUUAUGACGACAAAACAUUGUCUAAGAAUCAAAUAAAAGAGUAUAAAACAUCUCAACAAUUUCGUAGUAAACCGAAAAGCUGGUCUUUUCAUGAACAUUAUUUGUCAUCGUCUGAUUUACCUGUUAUAACUGUUCCGGAAUUACCGAGAGAUUCCAUGCACAGGGAAUUGCAAGAGAAAAGAUCUCUAGAGAGAUCCGGGAAAACCCCACUUUCUCGGUGCUCGCCCUAUUAUUCCAGUAGUUUAAGCUCUGAAUCUCCCCCAAUACAACCUCUUAAGGCGCCAGUUAAAAAAUCGCUGCUUGUGAGAAAUAUUUCUCUUAAAAGUCCACCGAGCGGUAAUGACACUGACAGUUCUUUGGAUGUUAUUAGAGAUCCUCGCGAAAGGAUGCGAACUUUUAGACGUAAGAAGCAAGUCACAAAUACUCGUAAAAAACAAGAAAAAAUACAAGAUGUAUUGGAGGAAGACUCAACAAAAAGUCAGUGUUCCUCAGAAAGUGACAAAUUCAAAGGAACCAAAUAUCUGGCAGUCGAUGAUUCAAUGCGACGCAUGGAAAGUUCCGAGUGUUCUGAUAGCUACAUUCCGGAAGUAGAAUCGGGCUCAUCCGAAUUGUCUAAAGCAGAUUCUAAGAACGGUGACAUUCCGGAACCUGUGAGUUAUUCUGAGGACGAUGAACAAGUUUGCUAUGCCAAGUAUAAAAGCGCUUCCUACGAGGCACAAAAGUUUCCUGUAAAUAUUAAUCCCGUGCAAUUCCAAGGUUUUGGCUCUUCUGCUGAUGAAGAUGAAAUGGGUUUCCCUCGAUUUGACCGAUUAGGACGAUUACGACAUCCUUAUCUUGAUUCACAAGAACCGCCUUUCGUACCCGAAGGCAGUCCUCCCAGAGCAUCAUACUCCAACAGAAGUAGUCGUCAAUCAUCUUUGAAAAGAGUUAAAUCUACUACAUCAUACCGCCAAUCUGAUGAGAAAUCGUUAGGGGAGUCCUCAGGACAACAUCAGCCUAGAGCGAUUUAUUACGAUGAGCCUAGUGACAAAGAGGACUCUGAUGACUAUGCAUAUCCGAUCGAUACUAUAAAAAGAGCGCCUAAAAUAAGCAAGUCCGGUAGCUACCUAUUCGACCGCGGGGAGUCGGUCGCUUAUUCCGAUUCGGAACUACCACAACAAAAAGAUGAAUAUGAGGCAUAUAGAGGAAGUCCGUACCCAGAACAUUAUGAAGAAGUUGAACAUAUGUUCCAAACGCAAGAGUUUUACCCUCAAUAUGAUCACAUUCAGCAUAUGGAUCCGAACGAUGAACGGUUUGCUAGGGAUCUCGAUCAGCGCUUUAGUCUAAAUAACGUUGAACGUUUUUACUCGAACCACUACGUUGAUUCGCAAGCUUCGAGCGAUAGUCCCGAGCAAAAGUUUGACGUUUCCACUCUCCCUCCGCCUCUAUGCUCCGAUGACGAUAAUGAAUAGCUGCAUUUUUAAAUUUAAGACAAAGUCAUCGUACCCUCAAUU